This is a messenger RNA of Racocetra persica, 740 nucleotides long. NCBI's taxonomy places the organism in Eukaryota, Fungi, Glomeromycota, Glomeromycetes, Diversisporales, Gigasporaceae. The record is from the annotation of a GenBank genome assembly.
AUGUCGGGUCAAACGGGUCAAAAGAAAACCGGCUCUAACUUUGCCAUUGAUUUUUUGAUGGGCGGUGUUUCCGCUGCCGUUUCAAAAACUGCUGCCGCUCCCAUUGAACGUGUUAAAUUAUUACUUCAGAACCAGGAGGCUAUGAUUAAGUCCGGUCGUCUCUCAAGGCCUUACAAGGGUAUUGGAGACUGUUUUGUUCGAACAGUUAAAGACGAGGGUGUUAUCAGUCUUUGGCGUGGUAAUACCGCAAAUGUCAUCCGAUACUUCCCCACUCAAGCCUUAAACUUUGCGUUUAAAGAUAAAUUCAAGCGAAUGUUUAAUUAUAAAAGAGAUAAAGAUGGCUAUGUUAAGGUGUUUCUUGGCAACCUUGCCUCUGGAGGUGCCGCUGGUGCUGUAUCUUUGACGUUUGUGUACUCUCUCGACUUUGCUCGAACCCGUCUUGCCAACGACGCAAAGGCCGCUACGAAAGGUGCUGGUGAACGACAAUAUAGCGGUCUUGUUGAUGUCUAUCGUAAGACCCUCGCAUCCGAUGGCAUAGCGGGUCUUUAUAGAGGCUUCAACAUUUCGUGCGUCGACACUGUACGACGUAGGAUGAUGAUGACGUCUGGUGAAGCCGUAAAAUACAAAUCCUCCCUCCAUGCCUUUAGAGAAAUUAUUACCAAGGAAGGUACAGGAUCUUUGUUCAAAGGUGCUGGUGCCAACAUCCUUCGUGCCAUCGCCGGUGCUGGUGUCUUAUCGGG